AUAAUAGUAAUUUUAAGUUAGUUUUUAUAAAAGAUCAGAUAUCAUUUACAUUUAAAAUGUCAGAUAAACCAAAAAAAAACAUCAGUUUCAAAAAGUAAUGAAGAUUAUUUUUAUGUUAAAAAUGUUAAAGAGUUAGAAGGUGGCCGUUCACGUAGCCAAGUCAGUCGUUUUGCUCCAGCUCCAACUGCAGAGUCAUCAAAGGGUAGAGGUUUUGAACAAAAAUCAGAUGUUCAAACAUUAAGAGAUAUCCCAGAAAUAUUUAAAAAUAUUAAUAAUAAAAUCAAAACUGCAGAAGAUAGACAAGAGUUAGUUGGUAUCCAUCAAAUUAUCUUUGGUAGAGCUGGUAAACAAGGUGAAAAUAUUAAAACCAAUAUUUUAGGUUUUAGUGGUUUUGCUAAUGGAGAAGAUAAAGAAAAAAUCAGUGAUCGUAUUGCCAAUAAACUCGAGGUCGAUGAUUUUGAUUAUUAUUUUGAUCUCUUUUUAAUCAAGAAACCAAAAUCAGAAGAAAAGUAUGUUGAUGCUCUUGUUGAUUUCCUUUUUGACCCACAAAACACAGAAAGAGCUGAGCCAUCCAAUGAUAAAAAGAGAAAGAGCGACCAAAUCGAUGAAAAGAAGGAAAAAAAAGAAAAUAAAGAUAAGAAAGAGAAAAAAGACAAGAAAGAACCAAAAGAAAAGAAAGAAAAAGAAUCAAAAGAAAAGAAAGAAAAGGAACCAAAGGAAAAAAAAGAAACCAAAAAACAAAAAGUUGAAGAAAGUGAAAAAAAAGAUGCCACUGGAGAAAAGAAGGUUACUAAAAAGGAUACUACAGCAGCUACUAAAAAGAAAGAAGAAGAGGCCAAUACCACUAAUAAUAAAGAGGAGUCAACUGAAGCUGAAAAGAAGCCAGGAAAAAAACCAGGUAAGAAAGCUGCUGCCAAAAAAGAUGAAGAACCAAAAGAAAAAGAAAAAGAAAAGGAAAAGGAAAAAGAAAAAGAAAAAGAUGAAGAUAAAACUGUAGGUGCAUCAGAUACUGAAAAACCAAAAGCUGCUGAAAAGAAGAAACCAGCUGCCUCCACUACCAAAAAAGCUGCUGCUAAAAAAGAAGAUAAAACUGCCUCAUCAGAAGAGCCAAAAGAUGAAAAAGAAAAAACACCAGAUGAAGCCUCAACCAAAGUAAAGAAAGUUCCAGCAGCCACUUCAAAAAAAGCAGCAGCCAAAGCAAAAUAAAUUAAUUUAAAUUCAUCUCUUUCAAAUUUGUAUAAUUCACCAUUUUUUUUUUUUUUUUUUUUUUUUAAAAAAUAAAAAAAAAACUAAAAACAAACAAGUAAAUAUUUAAUAAAUUUAAAGUU
Molecule: messenger RNA, 1328 nt
Organism: Dictyostelium purpureum
Lineage: Eukaryota; Evosea; Eumycetozoa; Dictyosteliales; Dictyosteliaceae
Exons: 2
Coding region: 512-997 (161 amino acids)
Source: RefSeq, a predicted model, not a curated record